AUGAGGCUCUCUUGGAGACUGCCUUUGGCUGUGGUGGAUGGAAAUUCAACCGGUGCAGCUUUUACCAACUUUGGGGAACCCCUUCAGAAAAGCUGCGAUCAUGUUAUCUCUGAAACAAAGCCAAGAGAUGUGUCUCAUCAUUUUGAACCGGUGGAAAACCAGUUGGUUCCUCCAGCAGAAGGAACGGCAGCCCCCAGCCUUCUUAAAGAGUCUCCUGAGACAGAGUCAAUGCAUAAGCAAUCCGGAAGCCCUGUAACGAACUACAAGGACUAUGUCAGAGAUGAAACGCCGUUUGGUUACCCUGCCGCAGCCUCUGAACCACCACAUAGCAAAGAAUCCCCAGUGCCCGGCGUGAAUCUUUCGGUGGAAGCAGGCCCCUCUGGUGAAAAGCACGAGGAGAGAUGCACAGAGCAGUUGCAACAUCAUUCUGUUGACCAUGAGGAAUGGGAAGUUGUUCCUGAGCAUUCAGCGUGGGGUGGCACCAGCGCCAGAAAGAGCAGCGUGGAUGAUGCCAGCUGCAAGGACUUAGACCAAGCCAAGAGGGUUGCAGCGGUGUCUCCAAUGCCUCAGACUGUCCAUGUGCUUUUCCGUGUUCAUUACAUCACCCACUCAGAGGCCCAGCUGAUUGCCAUCACAGGCGACCACGAGUGUCUAGGCCAGUGGCAGCAUUAUGUACCACUUAGAUGUGACAAGUACGGCUUCUGGUCGGACUCUGUCAUCUUACCGGUUGAUACCAGAGUGGAGUGGAAGUUCAUAGUAGUAGAGAAUGGGAAAGUGAGGCGCUGGGAAGAAUGUGACAAUCGAGUCCUAACAACUGACCAUCAGGAUCGGGUGGCCCAUAAGUGGUGGGGAUAUCAUUGAACAAGGAGCGCUGGUCAAGCACAGAUGUUCCAGUUCUAUUCCAUUUCUUCAUAGGAGUCUCUCUCUUUUUUUGCCCAUCUUAGCCUAUUUCUAUGCUGCAUAUUUGGCCAGAACUGCCUUAGAUUCAAAGUCUCUCUCUUCUGCUAGUGUAGGCUUUUAAGGCAGUGGUUCUUAACCUUUGUUACUCGGAUGCUUUUGAAUUGCAACUCCCAGAAACCCCAGUCAGGACAG
Messenger RNA from Pogona vitticeps (central bearded dragon), 1092 nucleotides. NCBI's taxonomy places the organism in Eukaryota, Metazoa, Chordata, Lepidosauria, Squamata, Agamidae. The record is from RefSeq and is a predicted model, not a curated record.